UCAUACACCCAGAUCCACCAUCCGUAUGUAUGCUGUUUUAGCCCCACCUUCAUGUCCUACAGACCAUAUGCUUCUUGAACUCCAGGGACAUGCCACUCCUAGUGACAUAUCUUUCUGGACUACUAAUGGGUUAACUUUAGAUGAGAAUGGUUUGUUUUCUAAAGAGGGGAAGGUGGGCAUACCGGAAAGCAGUGCACCACUCUUUAUAGCACAAGCCCAUGGUGUUGGACACCUAGGUAUAAAACCAACAACUAACUUGUUGAAGCAAUCUUUCUACAUUAGAGGUAUAGGUGAUCAUUGCAAGGCAUAUAUUAAUAGAUGUGUAUAUUGCUUACAGACCAAUGCAACCAUCCCCAAUAAAGCCCAGCAUGACCACUUACCCCCACCUACAGCCCCAUUCACACAUCUACAAAUUGAUUUUACACAUAUUCCAAAAAACUGGCACUAAACAAUUAUAUCUGCUUGUAAUAGUUGACCAAUUUUCUAAGUGGCCAGAAGCUUUUGUUACCCAGAGGGAAGAUGCAAAAACAGUCGCUAAAAUUUUAGCCACUGAAAUAAUUCCCAGAUUUGGUUGUCCACUUCAGAUUAAUUCUGAUAACGGUCCAGCGUUCAUUAGUAAAAUCACACAUGAGUUAGUAGAAUGGUUACAGAUUAAUUGGAACUUUCACAUUCCCUACCAUCCUCAAAGCUCAGGGAUUGUAGAAAGAAUGAAUCGCAAUAUCAAGGAGAAACUUUUAAAGGCAACAGCAGGUACAUGGGUUAAAUGGCAAAACUAUUUACCUGCGAUUUUAGCAGAAAUCAGAAUGACCCCAAAUAGGACAACCAGGUUGUCUCCAUUUGAGGUCCUAAUGGGUAGACCAUUCCCGACUCCAUGGGUAAAAGCCCCACUUAUCAUUAAAAACGGUGAUUUAGAUUGUAUUAAGGAACAAUAUGUAAAACAAUUGAUUGAUAAAUUGAAUGGCAUCUAUGGUGAUGUGUCUUCCCGUUUACCUCUUCCCUCACAGGAACCAACUCAUCCUUUCAAGCCUGGAGAUAUGGUCUGCAUUCGCCAGCUGAAUAAAGCAAAGGAAGGAGGUUUCCCAUUCAGCAAGCCAGUCACUGUGAUCGCUGUAACCAGGACUGCCGUACUGACUGACGACAAGGACAUCUGGAUACACGCUUCACGAGAGAAACUCUGUCCAAAGAGAGGAGAAGCGGGUGACAAGCUAUCGGUCACCCCUCACAAAGGAGAAGUGGGUGAUAAGGUAUCGAUCACUCCUCACAAAGACCAGGAUGACGAUCUCAAUCAUGGAUCCAAGACAUUUCUGCAAGAUCUUCCUUUUCCUAAUGGGGAUAAUGUUAUUUGUGUAUAUCCCAAUAGUAUUUAUAACGGCAUGUUAUUACCUACCUGAAGAUGCUGAACACUUUACACCUAUUUGUUUACUAUUAUUAACAUUGUUUAACUGUUACAUGUCUUGUACUUUAGGAAAGAAAAUAUCAGGUAUGAUACAAGAUGCAGAAAAAGUUCAACUGCAAAAUUUAAUUAGAGGUAGACCCAGAUAGUUUAUAUUGUAGAAACAUUACAGGUUAUGUGAUCACAAUGUGAUCAAAGAGGGGAAUGAUGGGUAUGUAUAUGUGUAUGUGUGUGUAUGUGUAUG
Messenger RNA from Bombina bombina (fire-bellied toad), 1637 nucleotides. RefSeq lists its product as uncharacterized. Gene Ontology annotation, molecular function: nucleic acid binding. Lineage: Eukaryota; Metazoa; Chordata; Amphibia; Anura; Bombinatoridae. Bases 342 to 1391 code for a protein of 349 amino acids. The record is from RefSeq and is a predicted model, not a curated record. The transcript has a single exon. Gene Ontology annotation, biological process: DNA integration.